Molecule: messenger RNA, 2461 nt
Organism: Coniophora puteana RWD-64-598 SS2
Lineage: Eukaryota; Fungi; Basidiomycota; Agaricomycetes; Boletales; Coniophoraceae
Exons: 13
Coding region: 27-2264 (745 amino acids)
Biological process (GO): mRNA splicing, via spliceosome
Cellular component (GO): nucleus
Molecular function (GO): RNA binding
Source: RefSeq, a predicted model, not a curated record
CUUCUCCGCCUCGUUUUUACUACUGUAUGGCUUACAAUCGCGAGUGGGAUAAGGGAAAGGACGACUGGGGCGGCGAUAGUUCUUCAUGGUCAGGCGGAGGUGGAGGAGAUAGAUUUUACUCGAGGGGCAGGGAGGACGACUACUACGGCGAAGGCAAACGUAGAAAGUACAACAAUGGCGGCUAUGAUGCCGGAUAUUCAUACGGCGAUGGCUCGUACGACCCCAAUUGGGGACAGGGCCAAGCCAACCAAGGCGACCAUUCUCAGGACUACGGUCAUGACGAACGUCCAGGCAAGCCCUUUGGCGGAAAGAAACGGCUUGUCCCCAGUGAACCCAGUCCCCAUGUCAUCUUCCUUGGCCUUGACCCCGACUUCUCCGAAGCAGACCUCCAAGCAUACCUUGUAAACAAUGCAUGCAAUAUCGAAACCGUGACCAUCAUUCGUGAACGAUCAACAGGCACUUGCCCAUUCACAUUCUCUUCUUGCGCUCGCAUUGACGGCUUCGGCUUUGCUCAGUUCGCCAGCGUAGAGCACGCCCGCGCGUUCGUCGAUCCUCUGUUUCCUUUCAUCCAGAUACCUCCACCCGCCUCUCAUGGUGCCUCCGCUACCGCUGCCUUCUACAAGGCGCUCGAGACUGGCACUCCUCACAAUGGCCGGAGAGUGAAGAUUGAUUACUCUCAGAGUGCACUUCCACAUGAUAAGAGUCGAACCCGGCAGAACAUGAACGACGGCACGCGCGACAUUGGAAACUCGCCGGCACCUGUCCUACUCUUCCGAGGCCUUGAUCCUCUGUCGGGACCACAAGCUAUCGCGCAGGCCAUGAUCAGUUCGGCUGGUCCCGGGAAUCAAGGUUCUAAGGGCAUGAAACGCAUCGUCCUCAUCAAAGAUAAAGUGACAUUGGCCAGCUUUGGGUUUGCAUUCGUCGAGUUCAUUGAUGCACAGUCUGCAUCCGGGGUCUUGGCUAACACGAUGUCGGCCACCAUUCACCCCCAAGGCUUUCGUAUUUCCGAUAAGCCUGUAGCAGCGUCUUUUGCCCAUCCCUAUUCUUUCCAACCAGUUACUGACUACAUGCUUCGCGACGACACUUCUAUCACCUCUUCAAUGAGUUUGGGUGGUGUGGAAAAUACUUUUGUCAAGUACUGGGAUGAGACGGCUACCGUAGCUGUUCUCGAGUUUAAGGUCGACGAACCAGUGAGUAAGGAUUCACAACAGGCCACGUCGACAAAAGAGAAGAAGGAAAAGAAAAAGAAAGAUGAUAGCUCGAACAAGCUCCCUCAAGCCUCCGUUCUGCCAGUAUCCGAUAAACCUGUCACUCUUAGCUUUGGCAAGGGAUUAUCAGUUACUUCAAAGCCUGCGGGCCCCACAGGCCCUACGAAAGCUCCAGCGCUAGGAUUUUCUGCAGAAGACUUUGAAGGAAGUGAUGCGGACAAAUCAGAAGAGUACGCAUCAGGCAAGGACGAUGCCAAAUCUACAGCGGCCAAGAGAGUUGGCCCUAUGAUAGCGAGCAAAAAGACCGUGAACAACAUCCAGAAGUGGAAUCAAGUAAAGGAAGAAUUGAAGGAAGAUAUAGGUGCUCGCCCUGCUCCGGCGACUGUUCCUACCACUGCUCCUACCACUGCUCCUACCGCUGCUCCUGCCGCACCCUUAGUGACCAAGUCUCCACUCCCACAGGAAGACUUGGAGUUCGCGGACAUUGGCGCUCUUAUGUGUCUCCUGUGUUCGAGGCAAUUCAAAACAACGGAACAGCUGAAGCGACACGACAAGGAAUCAGAUCUUCACAAGAAGAAUCUGCGUGAUUCGAAUCUGCGUGAGGUUGCUCAUCAGAAGCUGGCUCAGAGGCGGACAGAGUCAUCCUCGAAGGGGGAUGCAGAGGGGCCGAGGUAUCGAGACCGCGCGCAAGAGCGCCGAGUUAUGCAUCAUCAGCCCGAUGUCCCGUUACCAGAGCCCUCCGUGGCAUCAGCGUCGAAGAGAAAAAGACACGCGGAAGGGCCCCCGCCGCCACCCUCGCCACCGCCUCCGCCUACUAAUCCAGGGGAGGACGAGAGCAACGUGGGUAACAAACUGCUCAAGAUGAUGGGAUGGACGGAAGGAUCCGGGUUAGGUACCGAAGGAGACGGCAGAGUCGAUCCCAUCCAAACCGCCAUGUAUGCCCAAGGUGUUGGACUAGGUGCCAGCAAGGGGAAGGACGUAGGUAAAUAUGCGGAUGGAUAUGCCGGUUACGUGCAUAUGGCUCAGGAUGCGGCCCGAGAGCGUUACGGCAAUUAGCGAGACAUCUCGCGAUCGAUGUCUUUCAUAUUAUUCUUGUUUUACAGUAAUCCUGCUCUGUAGUUCUCUUUGAAAUUGAUUGAUCACUUGAUAUAUUGUUACAAUGGAUUUGACCCACUGAAUCAUUCUCGCAUGAUUAGUGUAACACUCUGUUAAGCAGUAGCAACGAUAGAUACAGACUGGCGCAUCUAUACAAA